CGGUCGGUGUCAUCAUGGAGCCUUCACUCAAAAAUGUGAUUGAUCAGACUUCUUUAAAGUGGAUUUUUGUAGGCGGCAAAGGUGGUGUGGGAAAAACAACGUGCAGUUGCAGUCUGGCCAUCCAGCUAUCAAAGGUUCGUGAAACAGUCCUAAUCAUUUCGACGGACCCAGCGCACAACAUAUCCGAUGCUUUUGAUCAAAAGUUCACCAAAGUGCCCACCAAAGUUGCAGGAUUCAACAAUCUUUAUGCUAUGGAAAUCGAUCCAAAUGUUGGUGUUGGUGAACUUCCAGAUGAAUAUUUUGAUGAUCAUGGCACGGAUGCAUUCAGCAUCGGUCGCUCCAUGAUGCAAGAUAUGAUGCAAGCACUUCCUGGGAUCGACGAGGCCAUGAGUUACUCGGAGGUUAUGAAAUUGGUGAAAAGUAUGAACUUUUCAGUUGUCGUGUUUGAUACGGCUCCCACGGGGCACACAUUGAGGCUGCUCUCCUUCCCGGCCGUCGUUGAAAAGGGAUUGGGAAAAAUCCUUCGUCUCAAAAAUCAUAUCAGCCCGUUUGUUUCACAGGUGACCAAUAUGCUGGGGAUGUCAGAUGUGAAUGCAGAUGACAUGACUCGAAAGUUGGAAGAGAUCCUUCCUGUCAUCCGGCAAGUUAAUGAACAGUUCAAGAACCCCGAGCAAACAACAUUCAUAUGUGUGUGCAUAGCUGAGUUUCUCUCAUUGUAUGAAACAGAGAGAUUGGUCCAAGAGCUCACAAAAUCAGGGAUAGACACGCAUAACGUUGUUGUCAAUCAGUUGCUGAUGACGGCCGGCAACCAACUCCCGUGCAAGAUGUGCGAGGCUAGGUUCAAGAUUCAAAAUAAAUACCUCGGGCAGAUAGAAGAUCUAUACGAAGACUUCCAUAUAACUCGUCUGCCACUGAUGGAACAUGAAGUAAGGGGGUCCAAUCAAAUUCAGAAGUUUUCAAAAUUCCUAACUCAACCUUUCAAUCCGUCAAUCGAUCGAUUAUCUCUGGUCAGUGAGCGGUCCACCCCGAUGGUGUGAGGUGUCGAGGUAACUUGAUAACAUUCAUCUACCGAUCGUUAAAUUAAUGUUUGGACGUCAGAACAUGUCUUUGAGGAUAAAUGUUAUUUAUAUAUGUUGGCUAACUUACCAUCCAAUCCAAAUGUGACAUGCACGUUUUUUUUGUUAAAACUAUGAAUAAAUUUGUAUUAAUUCGAAUUUUGCCACUGAGAAA
Helobdella robusta is the source of this 1230-nucleotide messenger RNA. RefSeq lists its product as hypothetical. The transcript is spliced from 9 exons. Bases 15 to 1037 code for a protein of 340 amino acids. NCBI's taxonomy places the organism in Eukaryota, Metazoa, Annelida, Clitellata, Rhynchobdellida, Glossiphoniidae. The record is from RefSeq and is a predicted model, not a curated record. Gene Ontology annotation, biological process: post-translational protein targeting to endoplasmic reticulum membrane. Gene Ontology annotation, molecular function: ATP binding; ATP hydrolysis activity. Gene Ontology annotation, cellular component: GET complex.